Molecule: messenger RNA, 5583 nt
Organism: Nymphalis io (European peacock)
Lineage: Eukaryota; Metazoa; Arthropoda; Insecta; Lepidoptera; Nymphalidae
Gene: CPR146
Product: collagen alpha-1(III) chain-like
Exons: 23
Coding region: 154-5283 (1709 amino acids)
Source: RefSeq, a predicted model, not a curated record
CACAAUUUAGUUUUAAAAGCCUUCCGCUGGAGAGCGGGGCAUGUUAGCGACUUUUAGCACGAUCAGAGCUUAGCCGGCUCUGUAAAGGCUUUACCUUGUGUUGUAUAACUGGAUCAAGACAGUGCUGAGGCCCGAACGGCCACUUCCCGUGCCAUGGCGCCGGGAAUCUUAUUUUACCUCUUGGCUUCACUGGUCAUAACUAAGGCCAGCGAAGAUGCAGCUGCAACAAGAGCAUUAAUUCAAGCAGAGGCCCAAGAAGCUCGAGAGUAUGGCAAUUUUGGAGAUGACCAAAAAGAAAUCGUAGUUGACAUCGAAGAUGAAGAGAAAAAACAAUAUUAUGAAACUAACUAUGACACCAAUGCUUAUGGAUUUGGUUACGACGUGGGUCCAAACGGUCAGUUCCAUCAUGAGAACCGGGGGCCAGAUGGUGUCACAUACGGUUGUUACGGAUAUGUCGACCCCAACGGAUAUCUACGCGCUACGCACUACGUCGCUGACAGCCAGGGCUAUCGAGUUGUCGAACCCGAAAAACCAGUCGAAGUUUUCCCAGAUGAAAAGCACGAAUACGACGAAAAUUCUAUGGAACCGAACAAGAUACCUGGACAGGUUGUACCUUGGAAUAAGUUAUAUCUACCUAGUGGAUGUGGCAGAACACCUGGUGGCGUUCCUCCGAAGCCUCUACCGAAACCGAAACCAAAACCAAAACCACCUAGUCCGGCACCAGAUAGCGCUAGCCAAACCAGUAACCCGAAACCCGACGUAGUUUACCCCGGUCAAGGUGGCUAUUACCCUGCUUUUCCGGGUACACCAGGAAGCCCUGGUAGUCCUGGUACUCCAGGAACACCAGGUACACCAGGUAGUCCAGGUGGACCUGGAGGCCCAGGUGGUCAAGGUGGAUACUACCCAGGCUCUGGACAUGGUGGCCACUAUCCUGGUACCCCUGGCGCACCAGGCAGCCCUGGUUCUCCGGGUGGCCCAGGAGGUCUCGGUGGUCCCGGCGGUCCAGGAGGCCCUGGUUCUCAUGGCCCUGGCGGUGGAUACAUCCCUGGUCCAGUUGGACCUGGAGGACAAACUGAAUCUAACGGCCCCAACGGACCCAGUGGACCUGGUGGACAAGAAAACCAUGUAGGACAAGGCGGCUAUUACCCUGGUACACCUGGCAUUCCAGGUAACCCUGGAACUCCAGGUGGUCCUGGAGGGCCAGGAGGACCUGGAGGUCCUGGUGGCCCUGGUGGACCUGGCGCUCACGCUCCCGGAGGCGGAAACUACCCUGGUCAAGCUGGACCUGGUGGAGCCAAUGGAUCUAGCGGCCCCAACGGACCACAUGGACCUGGUGGACCAGGACACGGCGGUUACUACCCUGGCAGACCUGGCAUGCCAGGCAGUCCUGGAACUCCAGGUAGCCCUGGAGGGCCAGGAGGACCCGGAGGUCCUGGUGGCACUGGUGGACCUGGCGCUCACGGUCCCGGAGGCGGAAACUACCCUGGUCAAGCUGGACCUGGUGGAGCUAAUGGAUCUAGCGGCCCCAACGGACCACAUGGACCUGGUGGACCAGGACACGGCGGUUACUACCCUGGCAGACCUGGCAUGCCAGGCAGUCCUGGAACUCCAGGUAGCCCUGGAGGGCCAGGAGGACCCGGAGGUCCUGGUGGCCCUGGUGGACCUGGCGCUCACGGUCCCGGAGGCGGAAACUACCCUGGUCAAGGACAACCGGGACAGCAAGGUCAACCAGGCCAACCAGGCUAUCCAGGAUCAGGACAACCUACACAACCAGAAUACCCGGGACAACCUGGAAAGCCAGGUCAACCAGGUCAACCAGGUACACCAGGACAGCCAGGUCAACCAGGACAACCGGGUAAACCAGGACAACCAGGCCAACCAGGCUACCCCGGAGGACCAGGGCAGCCAACACAACCAGGAUACCCAGGACAACAUGGACAGCCAGGAUACCCGGCACAACCUGGAAAGCCAGGUCAACCAGGUCAACCAGGUACACCAGGACAGCCAGGUCAACCAGGACAACCGGGUAAACCAGGACAACCAGGCCAACCAGGCUACCCCGGAGGACCAGGGCAGCCAACACAACCAGGAUAUCCAGGACAACAUGGACAGCCAGGAUACCCAGGACAACCUGGACAGCCAGGUCAACCAGGACAACCAGGUACACCAGGACAGCCAGGUACACCUGGCCAACCGGGUAAACCAGGACAACCAGGCCAACCAGGCUACCCCGGAGGACCAGGGCAGCCAACACAACCAGGAUACCCAGGACAACAUGGUCAACCAGGAUACCCAGGACAACCUGGACAGCCAGGUCAACCAGGACAACCAGGUACACCAGGACAGCCAGGUACACCUGGCCAACCAGGAAAACCAGGCCAACCAGGCUACCCCGGAGGACCAGGACAGCCAACACAACCAGGAUACCCAGGACAACCAGGACAACCAGGAUACCCAGGACAACCUGGACAGCCAGGAUACCCAGGACAACCUGGACAGCCAGGUACACCAGGACAGCCAGGUACACCAGGACAGCCAGGUACACCUGGCCAACCAGGCUACCCCGGAGGACCAGGACAGCCAACACAACCAGGAUACCCAGGACAACCUGGACAGCCAGGUACACCAGGACAGCCAGGUACACCAGGACAGCCAGGUACACCAGGACAGCCAGGUACACCUGGCCAACCAGGAAAACCAGGCCAACCAGGCUACCCCGGAGGACCAGGACAGCCAACACAACCAGGAUACCCAGGACAACCUGGACAGCCAGGAUACCCAGGACAACCUGGACAGCCAGGUACACCAGGACAGCCAGGUACACCAGGACAGCCAGGUACACCAGGACAGCCAGGUACACCUGGCCAACCAGGAAAACCAGGCCAACCAGGCUACCCCGGAGGACCAGGACAGCCAACACAACCAGGAUACCCAGGACAACCUGGACAUCCAGGAUACCCAGGACAACCUGGACAGCCAGGUACACCAGGACAGCCAGGUACACCAGGACAGCCAGGUACACCUGGCCAACCAGGAAAACCAGGCCAACCAGGCUACCCCGGAGGACCAGGACAGCCAACACAACCAGGAUACCCAGGACAACCUGGACAGCCAGGAUACCCAGGACAACCUGGACAGCCAGGUACACCAGGACAGCCAGGUACACCAGGACAGCCAGGUACACCUGGCCAACCAGGAAAACCAGGCCAACCAGGCUACCCCGGAGGACCAGGACAGCCAACACAACCAGGAUACCCAGGACAACCUGGACAGCCAGGUACACCAGGACAGCCAGGUACACCAGGACAGCCAGGUACACCUGGCCAACCAGGCUACCCCGGAGGACCAGGACGGCCAACACAGCCAGGAUACCCAGGACAACCUGGACAGCCAGGAUACCCAGGACAACCUGGACAGCCAGGUACACCAGGACAGCCAGGUACACCAGGACAGCCAGGUACACCAGGACAGCCAGGUACACCAGGACAGCCAGGUACACCUGGCCAACCAGGCUACCCCGGAGGACCAGGACAGCCAACACAACCAGGAUACCCAGGACAACCUGGACAGCCAGGAUACCCAGGACAACCUGGACAGCCAGGAUACCCAGGACAACCUGGACAGCCAGGUACACCAGGACAGCCAGGUACACCUGGCCAACCAGGAAAACCAGGCCAACCAGGCUACCCCGGAGGACCAGGACAGCCAACACAACCAGGAUACCCAGGACAACCUGGACAUCCAGGAUACCCAGGACAACCUGGACAGCCAGGUACACCAGGACAGCCAGGUACACCAGGACAGCCAGGUACACCUGGCCAACCAGGAAAACCAGGCCAACCAGGCUACCCCGGAGGACCAGGACAGCCAACACAACCAGGAUACCCAGGACAACCUGGACAGCCAGGAUACCCAGGACAACCUGGACAGCCAGGUACACCAGGACAGCCAGGUACACCAGGACAGCCAGGUACACCUGGCCAACCAGGAAAACCAGGCCAACCAGGCUACCCCGGAGGACCAGGACAGCCAACACAACCAGGAUACCCAGGACAACCUGGACAGCCAGGAUACCCAGGACAACCUGGACAGCCAGGUACACCAGGACAGCCAGGUACACCAGGACAGCCAGGUACACCAGGACAGCCAGGUACACCUGGCCAACCAGGAAAACCAGGCCAACCAGGCUACCCCGGAGGACCAGGACAGCCAACACAACCAGGAUACCCAGGACAACCUGGACAUCCAGGAUACCCAGGACAACCUGGACAGCCAGGUACACCAGGACAGCCAGGUACACCAGGACAGCCAGGUACACCAGGACAGCCAGGUACACCUGGCCAACCAGGCUACCCCGGAGGACCAGGACAGCCAACACAACCAGGAUACCCAGGACAACCUGGACAGCCAGGUACACCAGGACAGCCAGGUCAACCAGGACAACCAGGUACACCAGGACAGCCAGGUACACCUGGCCAACCAGGAAAACCAGGCCAACCAGGCUACCCCGGAGGACCAGGACAGCCAACACAACCAGGAUACCCAGGACAACCUGGACAGCCAGGUACACCAGGACAGCCAGGUACACCUGGCCAACCAGGAAAACCAGGCCAACCAGGCUACCCUGGUGGAUCAGGGCAACCCACACAACCAGGACAACCUGGACAGCCAGGACAGAUUACUGAUCCAAAACCUGAUACAAACGGAGGUAAUGCUAUGGAACAACCUUCUGGAACUGGAGUACAACCUCCUGUCUAUCCCCCAUCAAGUCAAAUGCCACCAUUCCCGAUAUAUGUCAUACCUUACCCGUUGCCAAUCGUGCCAAGUCCUGGAUCGUGCCCUUGUUACCUUUUAAACCCGAGCAACAGUGGCCCAACUUCUGUCUCACAAUCUCAAAAUAAUCAAAAUAGCAACCAAGCUUAUACGCCAUAUGGAAUAAUAGGCUUUAUUCCUGUUGUUUUUGUACCUAAUUGUCCAGGAAAUAAUACUGAAAUGCAAACGGCGCAACAGAAUUUCCCAAAUGCAGUAUCAGUUCCAUACAAUUGUGCUCAAUGCCAAGCAAGCAGAGAUGUCUAUCGAUACUUUGGAAGAGUAAAUGGUGGGCGUAGUGUAGAUCUAAAUGAUUUAAAGGAAAUUAAAUCAUUAACAGAACUUGAAAAUCUAUUGAAAAAUGAAAUUAAACCACCCAGAAGGAGCCUCAAGAGAAUAGCAGUUCAUGCCAGAGUCCUCGAUGAAGUAACAAAUGACAAGAAGGUAAAAAAACUGGUGAAAAAUCACAAGUAAAUUACUUAUGAUUAGUAAGAUUUUAAAUAAUUUUAAAAGGAUUUUGAGGUCGUCCGACAAUAUCUUGGACGAUUUCAAAAUAUUUUAUAAAUUUAAUAUUUAUUUUCUGAUAAAUUCGGAAUAAAUAGAUGAUUAUAAAUUCAAUAUAUCAUCAUCAAAUAUGACCAGUAUGUAAUAUUUACAAAUGUAAUUUGUACUUGACUUGAAUAAAUAUAUUUUUGUAUUUUAUUUAUACUUACAAUUAAUACACAAUUACAAUUUGUGGCAAAUACAAGGUCAAUUGUUUAGAUUUAAGAGUUA